Messenger RNA from Emiliania huxleyi CCMP1516, 1134 nucleotides. RefSeq lists its product as hypothetical. The transcript has a single exon. The record is from RefSeq and is a predicted model, not a curated record. The coding region runs from base 1 to 1134 and encodes 377 amino acids. NCBI's taxonomy places the organism in Eukaryota, Haptophyta, Isochrysidales, Noelaerhabdaceae.
AUGCGCAUGAUCGUCGCCGUUGCCUGUGUCGCCACCGCCGGCGCCGUGGAUCGGGAGCAGCCCUCGAAAGAGUCACGCAUGCGCGGCGCCUUCUUCGGCAGCCUCGUCGCGGACGCACUCUGCCUCGGCUCGCAUUACGAGUACGAUGCACCGACGAUAAAAGCGGCGUACGGAGGCAAGUUGAUCGAGACGUACAUGGCGCCCGGCGAGAAGAUGGGCGGAACGACGCACGGAGUUGGGUGGGGCCGGCGAAACUAUCACCCGGGCCAGCGCAAGGGCGACCAGACCGACUACGGCGAGUACAACAUUCUGAUGCUCGAGCACCUGGCAUCGCGCGGCGAGCGAGGCGGGCAGGUUGAUCUGAAGAGCUUGAUCCCGGCCUGGCAGCGCCGCUUGAAGAGCCCUUCCUGGGGCGCAUGGCGGUGCUCCCAGACCAAGCAGACGCUUCAGCAGGUCGAGUCGGGCAUGACGUACUCCUCACUGGGCGGGAUGUCUAACGCAAUGGCCAUGCGAUCCGCCGCUGCCGUGGCCGCGUUCGAAGACGAGGAUGGCGCUGCCAAGGCGGCGCGCGUCAUGAUGUUCACACACCGCAACGAAGAGGCGCUCGCGGGCGGCGAGUUCUUCACGCGCGUGGCCUUCAAAGUCGCCGUAGACGGCGCGACUCCUCGAGCGGCUAUCGACGCGACCGCGUCGCAGAUGGGCGGCUGGAUACAAAAGCAGGUGGAGAAGGGCGUCCGCAAGUUUGAGGAGGCGACCGAUCCGUUGCGGCCACUGUCCAAGGAGGAGUUUGCCGACGACCUGGCGAUGACGUCGAUGGCGCGCCUGUGGGACGUCGGCAAGACGGAGCCGAUCAAGGUUGGCAAGGCGAGCCCAACGGAAGGCACACUGCCGUCGUCGGUGUACAUCAUCCUCAAGUACGUCGACGACUUUGCGGCGGCGGCGAAGGCGAACGCGAUGGUUGGCGGCGACAACGCGUCGCGAGGGGUGGCCAUCGGCAUGGUGCUCGGCGCCUACCACGGCGUCGAGGGCAUCCCAAAGCCGCUGCAGGAUGGCCUCAACGCGUGGGGCAAGUGCGACGAGCUGCUCACCAGGCUGCUCGAGCUCGAUGCUGCUCCGCUCAAGGGCGAGCUGUGA